CCAGAGGCAGAUCCCAGAUUAUUUCCCUUUCUUUACUGCUUCCUCAGGUCUUUGUCUCCGCCCAAAUAAAUAUUUCCAGAGGAAAUUCCUGAGUUCUGUGACAGAAAAAAAGAGAGGAACGCACCUACAUUCAUGUGUUUAUUGUAAUGAUAACGGUAAGAAUACGUGCGGUUUGUUAUGACCUUUGUAAUGUGUUGAUUAUGUGUCCCUCAUGAGUGGUUUCUUCAGUAUCUAGCCAGAGAGAUGGCUUUGAUCUUUACUACGAUGUGGCUGGCUGGCUAGUUACAGUAGAUCAGUGUAUUUAGUUGCUGUAUAUAGGGAAAUAUCACCGUGUAGCCAUCAUGUAAGUGAACCUGGUAUGGACAGACCAGAGCCAUCUAUUGCAUGCCAACAUGAAGCAUAUCUAUGGGCCAACAACAUCCAUAGACUAUGGCUCUAUGGCUUGACUAGUGUGCAGUGUACAAGCAGACAGAAUCCAAAUAAAUGCAUGAUGUCUGAUCUAUAUAAUGUCUCUCUCUGGUUCUUAGAUGUCUGUGGAGGGGAGGCUGGGGGCCAGGCUGGUGCCCUGCUGUGUGUGGUUGUGUCUGGGGCUGCUGUGUCUCCUGUCCACCCUGCCCUGUUCCUGGUCCCAGGACCCCCUUUACGUUGGCGACCCCAUGGAUAUUGGGGACCCCAUGGAUGCAGAUCGGGGUGCCUUCCAGCCGCAGAGUGCCCUGUCUGACAUGGAGUUCUCUUCCAUUGCUUCCUACCGCGGCCCCGGCAACAAUGACUCACGUGGCAACAAGGAGCUGCCCAUCCUGUUGUGGUGGAGUGCAGGACUCUUCCCUCAUUUCCCCGGAGACACAGAACGCAUCGACUGUCACUCCUCCUCCUGUCUGGUCACACGCAAUAGGAAGGUCUGUGGUUCUAGUAUUAUAGCUUGGUCUUCCAGUGGUUUUUUUAUUUUGUGUGUUAUCUUAGCCUGGUCCUAGAUCUGUUUGUGCUGUUUUGCCAACUCCUACGGCUAUGGCCAUUGUCACACCAACAGAUCUGUGACCAGGCUAGUGUUAUCUUUGUGAUCUGUUAAUACAUGUUGUUUAUAAUAUGUUAUUAAUAAUAGCCCUGUCUUUUUCAUGACCAUGGAUUUCCGUUUGUAUUGACAGCAAUGUGGAUAUGAAUAAACUGGAACCAUCCUGAUCUCUACAGGUUCAACUGUACCGACGCACCUCCUCCAUCAUCUUCUAUGGGACAGACUUCAGGGCCUACGAGGCUCCUCUUCCCAGACCCUCUCACCAGACCUGGGCCUUAUUCCACGAGGAGUCCCCCAUGAACAACUACGUCCUGUCCCACAGCCCAGGCAUCAGGCUGUUUAACUACACAGGUACAGGGAGACAAUGUGUCAACUCUUAUCUUGUGUAAAUAAAUUAAAGGGUACUUGGAGCCAACAAUCGCUCACAUAAAAAAAUUAAGCCUGCGUCCCAAAUAGCACCCUAUUCCAUAUAUAUUGCACUACUUUUGACCAGUGCACAUAGGGCUCUAUCUAGGGAAUAGAGUAUUAUUUGGGACGCAGCCUCAAACAAAGGCCAGCACUCACUUGAAUGAAUAUAAGUUGCAAUCAAAGCUUUGUUUUAAUUUAAUUUUUCUCAUAGCAACAUGUCUUAACAGACCAAACACUCCCUAUGUUCAACUCCACAGCCACCUUCAGGAGGGGCUCAGACUACCCUCUGACCCUGCAGUGGUUGCCCUCCCUGGGAUACCUGCUCCAACCCGUAGCCGUGUCUCUGGAGCAGAAGAACCACUGGAGGAGAGAGGGCCUGGCCCCAAUCAUGUACAUGCAGUCACACUGUGACGUCCCCUCUGACAGGGACAGAUACGUACAGAAACUCAUGAAGUACAUAGAGGUACAGUGGUAUGGAAUGUGUUCCCUCCUAGCCUAGAUGUUUUGAUAUAAAGGAAUGUGGUCUGGUUUUUAUUGUUGUAUCCCAUGAUUUGGUGGACUGGCAACCAUUUGUGUGAGUUGAGCCCUCUACCCUAGUCCUAACUUUUCUCCCAAAUACCUCUUUCUUUGUCCCCUGUUCCCCCACCCACUGUCUCUCUAUAUUUAUUUAUCUUUCACUCUCUCGCCCCCCCUCCCUCCAGGUGGACUCAUAUGGAAAAUGUCUGAACAAUAAGCCCCUCCCCCAGUACCUGGAGGACACAAGCACGGCCACAGGGGAGGACGCCGGCUUCAUGAGCUUCACGGCACGCUACAAGUUCCACCUGGCCCUGGAGAACGGCCUGUGUCAGGUGAGUGAGUGAGUGAGUGAGUGAGAGAGAGAUUGAGAGAGAGAGAGAGAGAGAGAGAGAGAUUGAGAGAGAGAGAGAGAGAGAGAGAGUGAGAGAGAGAGAGAGAGACAGAGAGAGAGAGAAAUACUAAAUUAAUGAUUUUAUCGUUGUUUUAGACAUCCUUUAUGUUUUAUUAUUUUAUUAAUCUCUCUUAUACAAUAGGAACUUAAUGGUGAAUAAUGUAUUGUGUCAUUUUGGAGUCACUUUUAUUUUAAUUUAACUUCCUGCUUACUUUCAUAGCGAAUUGCCUUUAAUUGUUUUCGUCUCUUUCAUUUCAUUGUUGUAAAGCAUGUUUGAUUUUAAAUGUACUUUAAAUAAAGUUGGAUUUAAUUUGAUUUCCUCCAGGACUACAUGACAGAGAAGCUAUGGCGGCCUCUCCACCAGGGCUGUGUACCAGUCUACCGCGGCUCCUCCUCAGUAGCCGACUGGAUGCCCAACGACCACUCUGUCAUCCUUAUCGAUGACUUCCCAUCACCUCAGGACCUAGCCAAGUUCCUCAAGGUGCUGGAUGAGAACGAUGAAGAGUAUGCUAAGUAUUUAGAGUUUAAGAAGCCGAGCCGUGUUACCAACGUUGGCCUGUUGGAGGCACUGGAGAGCAGGGAGUGGGGCGUGAACGACAUGAGCAAACCCAACUACCUCAACGGCUUCGAGUGCUAUGUCUGUGACCAGGAAAAUACCAGACUGGCAGCUGAACGGGCUUAUAGGAAAGCCCCAGAGAAGAGCCCGCCCCCCCCAGCCUAAGAUGGCCAAUAAUUCUCAUAUGGGAUGUCCUCUACCCAGCCCAGGGUUUGGAGACAUUCAGGACCUACACACCAAUGACAGGUAGGCACCACCAGCCUCUGAAAUGAAGGGCUUUGUUCUUUGUAUAAAUUGCUUUACCCUUAUAAGUGUAGUACUUUAUGACAGUGUACUGUUUACAAUGAGAGAUAUUCCCCCAUUGAGUGAGUGUCUUAACAUCACAAGCGUUUCUCUCCUAACAUUUCAGAAACUGCUGUGCUUAUUAGCCUCAUUUAUUAGUGUGUGUUUUUUCAGCUGGGUCCAGAUGUGGCCCCAGGACUACUGGCAGAGCCUAGAUCAGGCUGAAGGAUUGGAGUCUCUCAUCAGACAUAACGAGUCGGACCCUGCACUGCUCUGGCAUCACAUCCAGGAGAUGGCUAUGAGGAGGGCCAGAGGAGGACAGGCAUAACUAGUCGAACCCUGCACUGCUGAGGAACCACAUACAGGAGGAGAGCCAGAGGUAACUGAGAAAGUUCCUUAUUGACUGAAAGAGAACAAGGAAAGAAAGCCAUCUAUUUGGACAUGUCCAGAGACUUGCACCCCUAAACCAGUGAGUGGGGCAAACCAGAGAGAUAUGGACCAGCAAUGCUUGGAGAAUCUACCACAAUGUUAAUUAACUGUUACUGAACUAGAGAAGAUGAACUGUUACUGAACUAGAGAAGCUCAACUGUUACUGAACUAGAAGAUGUACAAAAAAAUAAUAAUACAUCAUUGUUUUAAAAUGCCAUCCACUUGAGGUGUCUGGUAGCCAUAUCUGUGGCACCAAAGGGCCUAAUGUAUGUCAAAGUUACAGUAGAUGGGUUUUUUUUUUACCCCUCUCUGCAAUGAAAACCUUUGUGCAAUAUAUUUGAUCUUGUUCUAUAGGUCUCAAACCUGUCGCCAUAACUGCUCUUUUCGACAAUCUUUGCAACACUCAAUCAUGUACAACAUUUUUUAUACUCUAUAUUUAUAUAAUGUUUAUGUAUAUCAGUUUUAUUGUUUAUUGACCGAAAAAGCAUAAGACAAUUAAAAAUGAAAAUGUGAAAAAAAUAUAUAUUAUAGUUAUUUACUUUGCAUAGUCAAGCCUGAAAGUAGAAAAUUGUACCCAACUGCUAAUAGCCAGUUCCCAGUUAAAUAUUUUCAUUACAUAAUCAUAUUUAGAGACUUUUACAUACAGUUCCUUCAUAUUUCACAAUAAAUUCACCAAGUUACGACAUUAAAAGGUCCAAUGAAGCCGUUUUAAUCGCAAUAUCAAACCAUUUCUAGGUAAUUAAGUACCUCACUGUGAUUAUUUUCAAUUAAAAUGGUCAAAAA
This is a messenger RNA of Coregonus sp. 'balchen', 4374 nucleotides long. The record is from the annotation of a GenBank genome assembly. Lineage: Eukaryota; Metazoa; Chordata; Actinopteri; Salmoniformes; Salmonidae.